UUAGGAAAAUUUGGUGCCAAUACCGCCAUUGUUUUCCCAAGUUUUCCAACAGAGAAUUCCUAUAAUUUCUUAGGAAUUCUUUGGAUAUCUAAAGGAUUUAUUCCAUAGAAAGCAUUAGAAAACUAAACAAUUCUAAGGAAAUCCAACCAAAAAUUCGCAAGGGAUAUGCUCUUUCAGACCUUUGACCAAUCUGUUAUUAUUUGUUGCUGAUCUCCCAUUUUGUCAUGAAAAUAUAAUACUGAAGCUAUCCAGUUCGGCCUGGUGUCUGCGUGAGAAUGACAUAAUGUGUAUAAUUAAUUGAGGUAUUGUUAUAGAAACUAUUUGCCUUAUAAAUACUUAUAGCUACCUUAAACAUUUUUUUUUUUCAAAAAUGCAUACAAAAUUGAAACAUUUACUGGUAAAUAAAUAGUAUGUCGGUCAUACAGAGUCUUCUAAUUAUCUAUUUCAGGCCACUGUCAAUGUUCAGUACAUCAAAGCAAUUGAAAAGAACAAACCAAUCAUGACCAAGUUUGGACCAAGAUCAAUAACUACAGCCAUAGUAGCAGAUGCUUCCCAAACAAUGAAGCUUGUCAUAUGGUCACAUGAGCUGCUUGAACAACUACGUGAAGGUGGAUUCUAUUGUAUAUCUUUCCUCAGGGUAAAAAUGUUUGAGAAAGGACAGCUUAAUACAACUCCGCAAACAAAGGUAAUUCCCAUACCACCAUUUGAAGAUGUAAAAUCAGACAUCGAAGAAAUUUGCCACGAACAAGUGAUUAACGUGCAGCUUCAGUCUGUACAAGUACUGAAGAAGAUCUCAUGCCCCAUUUGUUUCAAAAUACUAGAUUCAAACGAAUACCAACAGCCACUUGUUCGCUGUUCCAGUUGCAAUUUCAAAGUCCUCACCACUUCCUUGCCAACUCAGAUCUCUGUUGUAGCUUACGCACAGAUUGAUGGUCAACAAAAGAAACUACAGGUUUCAACAGAAGCUGUAGAAACCCUUGUGACUGCAGAAAGUAAACCAGAAUUAAAAGAUGACCUUGAUGCAUUUGAAGACUUUCUUAUUUUGAACAAAUUUGAAAUUCACCUGUCUACUGAGAACAUUGUUACAAAAAUGAGAAAAUGUUGAAUACUCCUACUGCUCUACUUGAUGCUCUUGAUAUAAAAAAGAAAUGGUCUACGGUAACGGUUUUAUUAAUGCAACUUAGUGGAAGAGAGACUUUUUUACUAUAGUUUAUUUCGUUCUCUGUAUUGUCAAGAUUUAUCAUCUGUUUAGUGUUUUUAAUGCCAAAUGCAUAUUUCCAAUGACUUCAUAAUAAAAAAAUUAUUGUUGCAUAGGUAAAGUUUUUCAAUUCACUGACAUUGAAUCAUGAUUAUGUAAACGCCCAAGCUCCUCAUUGGCCACCGCGUAAUGAGUGAUGAA
Molecule: messenger RNA, 1399 nt
Organism: Mercenaria mercenaria
Lineage: Eukaryota; Metazoa; Mollusca; Bivalvia; Venerida; Veneridae
Exons: 1
Coding region: 500-1105 (201 amino acids)
Source: RefSeq, a predicted model, not a curated record